Molecule: messenger RNA, 2371 nt
Organism: Ceraceosorus guamensis
Lineage: Eukaryota; Fungi; Basidiomycota; Exobasidiomycetes; Ceraceosorales; Ceraceosoraceae
Product: 2-methylcitrate dehydratase
Exons: 7
Coding region: 294-1958 (554 amino acids)
Cellular component (GO): mitochondrion
Molecular function (GO): 2-methylcitrate dehydratase activity; 2 iron, 2 sulfur cluster binding
Source: RefSeq, a predicted model, not a curated record
UGAAUGCCCAGCGCAUCAGAUCUGAUACAGUGUGAGCAGCAGUCCCGAGUAGUACAUCCAACGUGCAGCAGUCGCAGUGCGCGAAGCUCUUGAGUCCAUGAUAGCCAGUGGUGAGUGGAAAAGUCUGACGAGUGUCGCAAGCUGAAAUAGUAUCAAGUGUUGCUGGCGUUGCUCUCAUCUCCUUUUUCCCGUCCACAACCUACGUCCCUGCCAUUCGCCAUCGCCGUGACACAUCGUUGGCAUUUACACCCUCCCACUCUUAUCCCCAAAGCACUCUCUUUCCCACUACGGCGAUGACCCGCCUUGCGACUUCCAGUCUCUCGCUUCUCCGCGCAUCGUCCAACCGAGCACUGAGCAGCACAAGCACAAGCGCAGUCCGAGCUUCCAGCGUCUCCCUGCUGAACGCUUCCCGUCCCGCCCCCUCCAAGGCUUCCUCCCGCCAACCCUACAGCCUUCGCGCCGCCCUCUUCUCAACCUCUGCUAGCAAGAUGGCUGGCGGUGCUGGUCUUGGUGAAUCCAACGUCCGCCCUGACCCCGAUCAGGUCGUUCAGGACAUUGCCGACUAUGUGCACAACUUCGAGAUCACCUCCGAGACAGCCUGGAACACUGCCCGACUGUGCCUGAUGGACUCUUUGGGUUGCCACAUGGAAGCUUUGCGCUACCCCGGCGCCCGUGCUGUCCUCGGUCCCGUAGUUCCCGGCACUGUCGUGCCGAACGGAGCUAAGGUGCCAGGCACCAACUACCAGCUGGACCCGAUCCGUGCUGCUUUCAACAACGGCGCUCUGAUCCGCUGGUUGGACUUCAAUGACACUUGGCUUGCAGCCGAGUGGGGUCACCCUUCCGACAACAUCGGUUCCAUUCUUGCUGUCACCGACUGGCUCAGCCGCACUGCUGUCGCUGAGGGUAAGGCUCCCCUGAAGGUCAAGGACAUUCUCGAGGGUGCUAUCAAAGCCCACGAGAUUCAGGGCAACUUGGCCAUCAAGAACUCCUUCAACCGCGUUGGUUUGGACCACGUCGUCCUCGUCAAGGUCGCCUCCACUGCCGUCGUCUCCAAGCUGCUUGGCAACAGCCGUGACCAGACUGUUGACGCCAUCUCUCAGGCGUUCGUGGAUGGCCAGUCUCUGCGUACUUACAGGCACGCUCCCAACGCCGGUUCCAGAAAGUCUUGGGCUGCCGGUGACGCAUGCAGCCGCGCUGUGAACCUUGCACUUCUCGUUCAAAAGGGAGAGAUGGGAUACAACUCUGUGCUGACUGCCAAGACCUGGGGCUUCUACGAUGUGCUCUUCAAGGGCAAGGCCUUCGAGUUCGAGAGAGGUUAUGGAAGCUACGUGAUGGAGAACGUCCUCUUCAAGCUUGUCCCUGCCGAGUUCCACGCUCAGACGGCUGUCGAGGCUUCCAUCAUUCUGAACCAGAAGUUCACCGAGGCUGGAAAGACCGCCAAGGACAUCAGCAAGAUCAAGAUCUUGACUCAGGACAGCGCUAUCCGUAUCAUUAGCAAGGCUGGUCACUUGGCCAACUACGCCGACCGUGACCACAGUCUGCAGUACAUGGCUGCCCUCGGCUUGCUCUUCGGCAAGUGCGAGCCUCACAUGUACGGAGACGACUUUGCCGCCGAGCACGGUGCAGCGAUCGACUCUCUUCGUGAGAAGAUGUGGGUCGAGGAGGACGCUGGCUACACGGAGACCUACUUGGACCCUUCCAAGCGCACCAUCGGAAACAGCGUCGAGCUCGAGUUCACUGACGGCUCCAAGCUCGGCCCCGUCGCGCUCGAGUACCCCGUGGGCCACCGCGCCCGUCGUGAGGAGUCCAUUCCCCUCAUCAAGAAGAAGCUCGGCGUUCACCUCGAGGGCCAAUUCGACGAGGCCAAGAAGCAAGAGCUGCUCAGCUUGAUCGAUGACCACGAGAAGCUGAUCAGCCUCGACGCUCACAAGUUCGUCGACCUCUGGGUCAAGAACUAAGCGCAUCUCGCUCAGAACCAGAGACGAAGCCCAGAGAUGUAGUGCAUUGUCUCUUGCGAGAGUACAAUGCAAACCAAAAGGUCAAUGAUGUAUUGUCUAUUCGCAGCAUCCUGCGUGUCGUCGAAGCAGUUGCCCACAAUUUUGCAGCCCUGUACAAUGUUUGGCGAUCCGCAGAUUUGCAGGCGGGCCAGUAGCACCACACGCGGCGAGAAAGGGCGCGCGAAGACUGAGAGACGCAAUGAUGGCUUGGUGCGAUUCUGUCCAUGAGGUUCAGAAACGCGAGUCGAAUAGGAAUCGAUGAUCAGAGGCGGGGUGCAAGCCGAAGCGCAAGUCCUUCAAAGCUACAGUCCAUGCGUGGGCUCCGCCACGCCCAAUUGUUUCCUGCGUCCUCUUCCUCUGCGCAAACCCUGUCC